AUGUGGCUAACGUCUGGUAAACUCUCUUCAGUAGUAGAAGUAGUAGAAGCCGAUCAUAGCUAUCCAGGACAAGAUAAUGCCGACGAGAAACUGCAGGCGUUUAAGAAAACUCUACUGAUAGCAACGCUUGGAAAUGUCAUACUACAUUACGCGAACUCCGCCCCGGUGGGUAAUGAUAGUGUCACGGUGAUGAUCGUCAAAUAUGAGAACAUACAAUCGGAGAAUGGAUAUGAAUUCCAGUAUGAGACGAGUGACAAACAAACCCGACACGAAAUUGGAGCUUACCACACGGAUUCGGAGGGCAACGCAUAUUUAGAAGUUCAAGGAUCAUACAGUUACGUUUCACCUGACGGGCAAUUUCAAUCGGAAUCUUACAUCGCUGACAAAGAUGGAUACAGGCUUAGGGCGUCUAUGCCAAUCAUUCCACCUGCAGGCUUGCCCCCACUCGAAAUAUCGGAUAAGGUCCUCAUCUCUUUGCUAGGAUAA
Messenger RNA from Toxorhynchites rutilus septentrionalis, 486 nucleotides. Its product is annotated as flexible cuticle protein 12-like. The transcript is spliced from 3 exons. The record is from RefSeq and is a predicted model, not a curated record. Gene Ontology annotation, molecular function: structural constituent of chitin-based larval cuticle. Bases 1 to 486 code for a protein of 161 amino acids. Gene Ontology annotation, cellular component: chitin-based extracellular matrix. Lineage: Eukaryota; Metazoa; Arthropoda; Insecta; Diptera; Culicidae.